UCUCACUGAUAUGCCACCUCAGACAGAGAAUUUAAAAAAGCCCCACUCACGAUGAAAUCACGAACUGUUGGAAACAAAGUAAAACACAAGAAGUAUCUUGUGUGAUAUUACUGUUUGCGCCUGUCUGUCCCCACAGUCUCUGAAUACCACACACGUUGUUUGCAGAUAAUAAGCGGCGUGAUUACUUGUGGACUCGAGUGUCCACACCUCUUUUCAUCUCACAUACACCCGUGUAAUGAAGCAGCGUGUUCUCCUCCUCUCGCUGCUGCCCACCCCGCACCUGUCCGAGCUGUGCGGCAGCCACGAGGGCUGCUCUUCCUUUUAUGGUCUGGCUUCCUUUGUGGACGCGUUAGUUGGAUGAGGAGAGCAGAGCAGAGCGCGGUGGUCCACAUUCCCCGCAUCUUCCAGCUGCGCUCCUGCGCUUUACGCAGAGUCUGCGGCUCCUCUGGAACACUCAGCUUUCUCUUCCUAAACACCGAGAUGAACAUGAGAUGAUUGCGCUAGUGGGCCGUGCGCACUGAUGCUUCUCAUUUUGCCGUUUCCUCGCGGUUUUUUCCUCUCCUGUCUGCAUCCUUCGCCGACCAAUCUGUGGAAUGGUCUGCGUUUUCUCCCCUGGGUUGUUUCCACUUCAGCAUGGGAACUGCGGUGUCCAAAAGGAAGAAUCUGAGGAGUGAUGCGAUUUCUUCCGUGGCCGCAAAAGUUAGAGCAGCCAGAGCAUUUGGAGAAUACCUGUCCAAUACCAAUCCAGAGAACCGCAACGGAGCAGAUCAUCUACUGUCUGACACUUUCUCUGGCCAGGACUCUCCAGACGUCAGUCACUUGCAUAACAACAAUCUGCCACCACAGAGCCGUUGUUUACCCAUAGCUAAACCCACCCAGUCCAGCCAGUCUAAUCCCAGCGCUAACCCACAGUCUCAAUCUCAAGUCAACACUCUCCAGGCUCAAGCAUCACUUGGCCCCUCCAAACGGCGACUCUCUGCUGAACGCAGUCUUUCCAUAGAGGAACCACCUGCUUCCAGGGGCUCACAGGGGCCUGUUGCUUUGAAGCCAGCCAGGGUGUACACAAUCACCAGGGAAGGCGGGAUGACCCUCGGGGGCCGUGGCAGUGAGGAGAGCCUGGAGCUGGAGGUGCUGAAGGGCUCCCGGGAGCAGCCUCUCUCACAGAGCACUUCUGCUGCCAGUCAUGGACUAUCCUGCACCAGCCAACCAACCGCCUCAGCUGCCCGUGGCAGCCAUCACCGUAGCAGCCAUCACCGCAGCAACCAACAUCAUGCCCAGCAGCAUCACGGAGGCCCAAUGUCAUCAUCGCAGCCGCUGCAGAGCUCGGGUAGCGCUGGCAACAUUCGUGAUUGGGGAAUGAGGAGAGGUGGGUCGCGGGAUGACUACACCCCAGACUGCGUUGCCUGCAUUCGGGCUCCAUGCCAAAGUCAGCGCUCCCUGGACCUAGAUACCUCACCACGAGAUGGAGGGAAGCAACGCAAAAAACUGGAGAGAAUGUACAGUGAGGACAGAGCAUCUACAGAUGACAGGGAGGACAAUCCUAACAGCUGGUUCCCCAAAGAGAAUAUGUUCAGCUUUCAGACAGCCACCACCACCAUGCAGGCAAUAUCGGCUUUCCGAGGCAUUGCUGAGAGAAAGAGACGGAAAAGAGAGCAGGAGGCAGCCACCAUGAUGGAGAGAAAUUUUCGCAAGCACCUUCGGAUGGUGGGCAGCCGCAGGAUGAAGGCCCAGACCUUCGUCGAUCGUCGAGCCAAGAGCUUCAGCCGCUCGUGGAGUGACCCCACCCCCGUCAAGCCUGAGUCACUGCAUGAAUCCAGAGACAGUGGCGAGCUUCAGACCUCCUCAGGGACGCUGGAUGAAGGGCUGGACGAGGAUGCUGACUGGGAGGAGGAGAAGGAUAUGGAAAGAGUGGCCUGUGACGGAGAAGACUUUAUCCCUCCCAAAAUCAUGCUGAUAUCUUCCAAGGUCCCAAAGGCUGAAUAUGUUCCCAACAUCAUUCGUAGGGACGACCCCUCCAUCAUCCCCAUCCUUUAUGACCAUGAACAUGCCACAUUUGAUGACAUUCUGGAGGAGAUCGAGAAGAAGCUGACUGCCUACAGAAAAGGCUGUAAAAUCUGGAACAUGCUCAUUUUCUGCCAGGGAGGUCCAGGACAUUUAUACCUGCUGAAGAAUAAAGUGGCAACCUUUGCAAAGGUGGAGAAAGAAGAAGAUAUGAUCCAGUUCUGGCGGCGGCUCAGCAGGCUGAUGAGCAAGCUGAACCCAGAGCCCAACCUCAUCCACAUUAUGGGCUGCUAUGUGCUGGGAAGUGCUAAUGGAGAAAAGCUUAUUCAGACUCUGAAGAGGUUGAUGAGACCCACCUCCGUUGAAUUUAAGUCUCCACUAGAGCUGUCGGCACAGGGCAAAGAGAUGAUCGAGAUGUAUUUUGACUUCCGCUUGUUUCGCCUGUGGAAAAGCCGCCAGCACUCCAAGCUACUGGACUACGACGACCUCUUGUGACACCACCCAGUGUUCUGUUGGCUUGUCGGCCAGUUAUUGCGAGUCUGAGCCUACCUUUGUACGGUGUCAAGGCAUUUGGUUAAAGUGGAGGGGCUCCUCUCCUCUCCGGAGAGGUUCCUAGACCGGCUCUGUGUGCGCAGCUGGAAGCUGGAGCAGCAGUGGAGGCAGCAGCAGUUGGGUGUGUUUUUUAAGCCCUUCUGAAGCGACAGGGUGUGGCCCUGUAGAUUCAGCCGGAGGGGGGCUUUUUCUCCUGCACCUAUUUUCACUUUCUGCCUCUGCCUAACCCUAGAAAAGAGAAAGAAGGGGGACAAGAGUGAGUUGGAGAAGCAAGUGACUCAUCAUCCUAGCCUAAAUGUGUCAGAAACGCCAACUACACUUAGAUUUCUGAGUACAGAGAGGCUAUUAGAUACAAGAGUGACAGUAGAGAACAGAAAGAUCUCCCUCUGUCUGAGAUUUGAGGAUGUUUUUUUCUUGCCCCGCCUUUAGCCAACCUAUCUGCUCUUGUUAGGAGGCUUAUAAGGAUGGAUUUACAAUUUAUUUACAAAGGAAUUAGAGCUUAUAUGUAAAUAAACAAGUGCUUGCUAGAGCAUUAGAGAAUACAUUUUCAGCAUCUCUCUCCAUGCUGUCAUGUGAUAAUCUAGACAUGUGAUUAGUCUUAUUAAGAAUUAGAGUUGUCUAUUUACUGCAGUCUUUUUUUAAACCUUCAUAUAAAUGUAAUAGUAUUUCUUACAGACUGUUGUAAUAACUCAGGUCAAAUUCUUUUGUUUUCUACUAAGAAUUGUACUCACCUGUACAACAUACUGUAGAUCAGAAUCAAAGGCCUUCAUACUCCACACAGAGUCAUCUUCAGUGGAACAUCAGGGAUGAGCGGAGCUUUUCUCCAUUUUCAUCUCGCCUUUUGAGUCAGCUGUAGCCAAACAGACAGAUGCAUCCAUGCAUGUUUUUCAUAACAUUACAGCAUUAUGUUUUAGCCCACUGAGCCACUGCUAGCUGAUUUUUCUUGAGCUAUUGGUUCGUGGGCUCAAAUCCUUUUGCAGUGUUUGUAUUGCACAUGUGCAUUCAAACCCUUCUUGCAUAGCUAGCCUUUAAAGAGUUUUCAGUUGGAGGCUGACAUCAGACUCUUUACAGUGAGUCUAAGUUAUAUAGUGCAUAUUUAGUUCAUUCCAACAGUUUUUUACAUUUUUGGAGAACUUUCAUUCUUUGUUUAGCUUGGACAUCCAGUGGAGUGGUAGAGGCGAUGCUAUCCUUUGACUUAUUUUUGUUUCCCCUCACCACCAGCUUGUUGUUUCCAUCUCAAUAUACUCUUAAUCUUAAUCAUAUAACAGCAACAAUGUGUCCCAAACGCUGUCUUUUCCAUGCUUAUUUCUAGCAUUACAGUCUACUGUAAAAUGUUUUGCUGUAGCAAGAUUUUAAAGAUGCACUGGUUUGAUUUUGUAUUUUGCUGCCCUACAGUUGGGGCGUUUAAGUCAGACUGUCAAAUGGUUCAAGCUGAAGCAGCAGAGGCUGCGAUAGCUUCAUCUUCAUUCUACUGAUUGUUCCAUUCACAAGAGCCUACAUUUCCCACAAUGCAACAUGACUGCUUUUUUUUUCUGUAGUUCCUCCUGGAAUGACAAAUGUCUGAAUUACUGAACUUAAACUUUGUGUGACACAAAGUUGUAUGGUACUUUUUUUCUUUUCUUUCUUUCAAAAAAUGUGUCAUACAAGCUGAAUGACAUCAUCUUUAGGAAUAUUUAGCUCCACCCAGGGGCUUAGUGUUGUGUAGAUCCACAAAUACAAUAAUGCCAUAUAGCUGAUCAUUGCACACUUACUUAAAUAAUAAUUAAAGUUUUGGGGGACUGUGCUGUUUAGAAAUACAUGUACUGGUACUGAAUAUGAGUAUUGAAUAUGAGUAAAAAUGGACAGGAUGAGUGAUAUUUACAUUGUUUCAUCUCAAGCUUGUGCUGACGUGGUCAUGUCCUCUGUUAUAUAAUCACUUUUUCCUCCCUGCUGCACCCUCAGACCUAAGCACUCAGCACAAGCUGAGAAAAAGCGCUUUGUUUCUUGUUUCUUCGGUGCAGUUUGCUCGCAGAAUGAAAUUUAGUGUUUGGAUUUGGGAUGAGUCGUGCUAUUUUUAAAGUAACACAAGGUGUGUUGUUCAUGAUAUGUUUACUAGUGUCUUAUACUGUGUCUUGUCUGCAUUGUAAACAUAGUUCACUGCUUAUUUUUCCACAAAUUCCAAGCUUUGUUGCAGCUUCUUGGGCCAUCCAUGUCAGCUGACCUGGAAUUAGUUUUCAUGAAGCAGUCUUGAUAGGUACAAAAUUACAAAAGCCCUCUGAAAUCUAUUUUAUUUACUACAUUUAACUACCAAACAGCUUAAAAUUUGCCCCUCCUAUUUAUCUGUUAUUGCGAGAGUUUUUGUGUUCAUGGGACUGAAAUCUCAAAUUUAGAAUAGUGGGUCAUAAUUAUCAGUGGUAUUAUAUAAGCUGCUGAGAUAAGGUCUCUGACAUGUUUGACUGAAUGCAGUCUUCUUCCACAUAUACCUGUUACCAUGACAUUUGCUGUGAUUGCUGUCUCAAAUCACAUACUUCUAUAUUUACACUCAUUAAUUUGAGUUCGACAUUGUGUUCACAAUAUCAAGUUCUGCUCCACAAAGUGCUGCUUGAGUACCUAGAAAUGUGGAACAUUUCUCAACUCAAGGGUCACUGUUAGCUAGCAGACAGACUGAUAGCUAACUGGUAGUCCUUCCAUAACAGAAUUUUUUUAUUUAUUUUUUUUAAGGGUAGAUUUUUUUUCUUCAGGCACUGAAACUAGCUUUGUUAAAUUGUUUUGCAUAUUGCAAAUGCCAUUAAUGGUGAGUGCAUAACUGGUCAGCUUUGAUUUGAAACAAGCCUACGUGGUAAAUCCAUUUACAUACAUAAAGUGUACAUAAAGCACUAAAUGAAAAAGUAUUUGAAUUGAGACACACUCAAUCAGGGAUACAAUGCUGCUACAUACUCUUUUAUUCCACAAAGCAUGUAUCACCCGAUCUCUGUCACAAGCUGUGUGAUAAUUUGGUGUAAUCAAAGGAAAAACGAAGACCUUGCUAGUUCCAUGGCUGCUCCUGGUUUGCACCGUUAAGUCAUGCAGCAUACUGUCUCACAUGGCAUCUGGGUCUUCGAAUUACCUCAAAUGGAGAGAGAAACAGGGAUUUAUUUGUUAGGGAAUAUUUAAUGAUAUUUUCUCUACUGCUACUUUUUUAAUUUUCAUAAAUGUUAUGCUCAGUAGAAAAUAUUGUACAUUUUCACUUCAUGUCAGUUAGUUUGUGUUUUCUUUUUUUGUUUGGUGUUGAUGGAUUAUGUGUAAGGACUUCAUUAUACUUUCCAUGUGAGUGAGUCUAUUAGGUUCAGGUAGAGCUGGGCGAUAAAACGAUAACGAUAUGUAUUGCGAAAUAACUUUUUCUCGAUAGAAAAAUUAAACUAUUGCGAUAGGCCUCAUCUCUCUUGUCCUCUU
This is a messenger RNA of Oreochromis aureus, 5964 nucleotides long. Its product is annotated as NMDA receptor synaptonuclear signaling and neuronal migration factor-like. The transcript is spliced from 16 exons. Lineage: Eukaryota; Metazoa; Chordata; Actinopteri; Cichliformes; Cichlidae. Bases 634 to 2496 code for a protein of 620 amino acids. The record is from RefSeq and is a predicted model, not a curated record. Gene Ontology annotation, cellular component: nucleus; cytoplasm. Gene Ontology annotation, biological process: positive regulation of neuron migration; regulation of neuronal synaptic plasticity.